CCCCCCCUCACCACCGCUAUGGCGCCGCUCCCGCCUCCGCGACGCGGCUGCAGGGCGGCGUAGCGGCAGCGGGGGCCAAUGCGGAGCCGCGGGGCCGGGGCAGGAGCUCGGCGGCGCCGGACGCGGUGCCGGAGGUGCCGGGCCUGCCUGCGUUCCGAGUGCGGGGAGUGCCACUUCUGCCGAGACAUGAAAAAAUUCGGGGGGCCCGGGCGCAUGAAACAGUCCUGUCUGCUCCGACAGUGCACAGCCCCCGUUUUGCCCCACACGGCCGUGUGCGGCGCCUGCGGCGAAGCCGGACGCGAGGAAGCGGCCGAAGGCUCGGAGCAGCGCUUCCAACUCUCCCUGAUGGAAUGUGCGCUCUGCGGGGAGAUCGUGCACCCCCGCUGCCUCCAGAUGGGGUGCGCGGAGGCGUUGAUUAACCCCGAGAUCCCCAACUGCUGGGAGUGCCCCAAGUGCCGGCAGGCCCCCGGCUCUGGGGGGGGUUGGGGUGCAGACGAGGCCCCCCCCAAACGCAAAGCGGGGGGCGCCCCCCCCGACGGGGCCCCCCCAAAACGCAAGAGGGACCCCGACCCCAAAAAGGUAACGGAUGUGGCGCCGUGGGGGGCGCCGCAGCCCCCCGGGGGGGCCCCCCCCGAACCCCGAACCCCCGAUUCCGAGGCCCUCUCGCGCCAACGGGAACGCCUGGAGCGCUUCCGCCAGAUGUGCCGCCUCCUGGAGCGCCUCCCUCCGACCACCACCUCCACCUCCGGCUCCGAUUCCGGCGGUUCUUCUCCUCCCGACGACGACGACGACGACGACGGUCACCGCCACGAUGUCCCCUCUCGCCCUCCCAUCGCCGCCACCGCCGCCAUUUGUUGUCCUCGCGGCCUUCCGGCGCCUUCUCCGUCGCGACGCCUUCGCCCGUGGCCUUUGGUAUCGUCGCCGCGGCCGCCGGCGCGGUUGGAACGUCACGUGAUCCGCCCGCCGCCGGCGUCGCCGGAUCCCGACCGCCUCCCGUUGGCCACCGGCGCCGCUCACGUCCUCCAAAGGGACCUUUGGCUCCGAGUCUUCGCCCACCUCUCGGCCCGCGAGCUCUGCGUCUGCAUGCGCGUCUGCCGCACCUGGAGCCGCUGGUGCUGCGACCGCCGGCUGUGGACGCGCAUCGACCUGAGCGGCCGCGCGGCCAUUACGGCGCCGAUGCUCAGCGGCGUCGUUCGGCGCCAACCGGCGGCGCUCGACCUCAGCUGGACCCGCGUCUCCCGCAAGCAGCUCUCCUGGCUCGUCACCCGCCUGCACGGGCUGCGGGAGUUGGUGCUGAGCGGCUGCUCGUGGGGCGCGGUGUCGGCGCUGGGGUCGGCGCCGUUGGCGUCGCUGCGGCUCUUGGAUCUGCGUUGGGUGCCGGAGCUGUCGGACACGCGGCUGCGAGAGCUCCUGCUGCCCCACGACCCCCGCCACGCGCCCCCCGAAGGCCGCGUGCGUUUGGCCAAUCUGGUGGAGCUGCGCUUGGCGGGCCUGGAGGUGACGGAGGCGUCGCUGCGGUUGGUGGCGCGGCACGCGCCGCGCUUGGCCACGCUGGACCUCAGCCACGGCGGCCAUGAUGGCGGCGGCGACGGCGGUGACGGUGACAACGGCGCUCGGUGUCCCCUCGGAGCGCUGCGGCACAGCCUGGCCGAGCUCAGCCUCGCACGAGGAAACGACGCCGGAGAGUGGCGGACGUCGCCGGCACCAGGAGGAGUGCGCGGGGGAGCUGCGGCACCAUGAGGGACCUGCGGUGGGGCUCGAGGACAUCAUGGUGGGCCUCAAGAACCUUCUGGAGGGCUCGAGAACAUCAUGGUGGACCUCAAGAACCUUCUGGAGGGCUCGGGAACAUCUUGAUGGACCUCAAGAACGUCAUGG
Messenger RNA from Cuculus canorus (common cuckoo), 1875 nucleotides. RefSeq names its product F-box and leucine rich repeat protein 19 (gene FBXL19). The record is from RefSeq and is a predicted model, not a curated record. Lineage: Eukaryota; Metazoa; Chordata; Aves; Cuculiformes; Cuculidae. Gene Ontology annotation, molecular function: DNA binding; transcription coregulator activity; histone demethylase activity. The transcript is spliced from 10 exons. Gene Ontology annotation, biological process: protein demethylation; regulation of transcription by RNA polymerase II. Bases 79 to 1740 code for a protein of 553 amino acids.